Papilio polytes (common Mormon) is the source of this 1711-nucleotide messenger RNA. RefSeq names its product endochitinase (gene Cht5). The record is from RefSeq and is a predicted model, not a curated record. The transcript is spliced from 11 exons. Lineage: Eukaryota; Metazoa; Arthropoda; Insecta; Lepidoptera; Papilionidae. Gene Ontology annotation, biological process: chitin catabolic process; carbohydrate metabolic process. Gene Ontology annotation, molecular function: chitin binding; chitinase activity. Gene Ontology annotation, cellular component: extracellular region. The coding region runs from base 53 to 1696 and encodes 547 amino acids.
CAACGGACGGACAGACGCACUCGCACGCACGCCUCCGUCACAAACAAACAAAAUGCGAGUAAUACUAGCGGCGUUGGCUGUCCUGGCAGUCGCGACCACCGCGAAAGAAUCGGACAGCAGAGCCCGCAUAGUAUGCUACUUCAGCAACUGGGCGGUAUACCGGCCUGGGGUGGGCAGGUACGGCAUCGAGGACAUUCCCGUGGACAAGUGCACCCACAUCAUAUACUCCUUCAUCGGCGUCACUGAACACUCUAAGGAGGUUCUCAUCAUUGACCCUGAGUUAGACGUGGAGCAGAAUGGUUUCAAGAACUUCACAGAUCUGCGUGCCCACCAUCCCGACAUCAAGUUCAUGGUGGCAGUGGGGGGUUGGGCAGAGGGGGGCUCGAAGUACUCCCAGAUGGUAGCGCAUAAAAGCUCGCGCUUGAGCUUCGUAAAAAGCGUUGUUGAUUUUAUAAACAAAUACAAGUUCGACGGACUAGACCUCGACUGGGAGUACCCUGGUGCUGCUGACCGAGGCGGUUCCUUCUCCGACAAGGAUCGGUUCUUGUACCUCGUGCAGGAGUUACGACGCGCUUUCAUCAGAGAAGGGAAGGGAUGGGAGCUAACCGCGGCGGUACCAGUAGCUGCUUUCAGACUUAUGGAGGGUUACCAUGUACCUGAUUUAUGUCGGGAAUUGGAUGCCAUUCACGCGAUGACUUACGACUUGCGUGGCAACUGGGCUGGCUUCGCAGACGUCCACUCGCCGCUAUACAAGCGCCCCCACGACCAAUGGGCUUACGAGAAACUAAAUGUGAACGACGGUCUUAAUCUUUGGGAAGAAAAGGGCUGCCCAUCCAAUAAGCUGGUAGUGGGCAUUCCGUUUUACGGGCGUUCGUUUACAUUGUCUGCGGGCAACAAUAACUAUGGUCUGGGGACUUAUAUCAAUAAAGAGGCCGGCGGAGGCGAUCCCGCGCCCUACACCAAUGCCACCGGCUUCUGGGCUUAUUACGAGAUCUGUACUGAAGUGGAUAAGAAAGAUUCUGGCUGGACUAAAAAGUGGGACGAGCACGGCAAAUGCCCCUACGCUUUCAAGGGCACCCAAUGGGUUGGAUACGAGGACCAACGGAGUGUAGAAAUUAAAAUGGAUUGGAUCAAGCAGAAGGGUUACCUCGGCGCGAUGACGUGGGCGAUCGAUAUGGACGACUUCAGGGGUCUGUGCGGUCCCAAAAAUCCCCUAAUUAAUAUCCUCCAUAAAGAAAUGUCGAACUACAUCGUCCCCCCUCCCCGCACCGGACAUACCACCCCCACUCCGGAAUGGGCGCGGCCGCCGUCGACACCUAGCGACCCAGCAGAGGGCGCCCCUGUCGUCACUACCACUACUAGGAGACCCACUACUACUAUGUCCACUACGACCAAGACCACUACAAUUAGAACUACCACUACCCGCGUGACGUCAACAGAAGCAGCCAGUGAAGCUCCCGAACCAGUGCCAGUUAAUGAUCAUCCCGAGGAACCUCCAGCGGAAAAUGAGGUUGACAACCCUGAUAUCUGCGACUCCGAAGACGAUUACGUGCCCGACAAGAAAGCCUGCGAUAAGUACUGGCGCUGUGUCAAUGGGGAACCAGUCCAAUUUACUUGUCAACCAGGAACCGUAUUCAACACGCAUCUAAACGUUUGUGACUGGCCGCAAAAUGCUAAGCGACUUGAUUGUAACUAAUCCCAGAAAAAAAAA